AUGUAUUACGAAUUACCGUACCUCCCCUUUCCUCCCUCGCCCUUCUCCCUUCCCCCAUCCACAUGCUUCUUCUCCCCCCUCCCCUCGUCCCUCCCCCGCCUCUCCUCGUCCCUCCCCCGCCUCUCCUCGUCCCUCCCCCGCCUCCCCUCGUCCCUCCCCCGCCUCUCCUUCUCCCCCUCCCCCAUUCACACACAGCCAACAGUGCCUCUUUUUCCACUACCAGCCGCCGCUGCGAAUGCUGCUGUACCGCUCCCCCCAUGUGCUGCUCCCCCCGCGUGCUGCCCCCAUGUGUGCUGCCCCUCCCCGUGUGCUGCCCCCCUGCGUGCUGCCCCCCUGCGUGCUGCCCCCCUGCGUGCUGCCCCCCCCGAGUGCCCAUUCUCGGCGACGGCGUCUGCAGACGUGGCGAAAUGCACCGCCUCCUCUCUUCCUCAUCUCAUCCCAUUGUCCGUUCCUUCCGUUCCCCAAUGUUCCCCUCACCCCCAGCAUUCCCCGGCAACGGCGUCUGCAUGCCGCUAUCCAGCCUGGCGAGAUUCACCCACUCCUCUCUUCCUCCCCUUAUCCCUUUGUUCGUUCCUUCCUUUCCCCAACGUUCCCCUCCCCCUCCCCUCAAUCAACCUCAGCGUUCCCGGCAACGGCGUCUGCAGGCUGCUAACUAGCCUGGACAAAUUCACUGUAGACAACACUAAAACAAGCAUCGAUCCGUCUUAUAUCGGGGGCAAAUGCAACCCUCUCGCAGAGGUGAAGAACGACCCGCACUUCGUGGGCGCGGAGGGCACGAGAUUUGAUUUCCACGGGGAGUUGAACCGUUCCUUCUGCCUGCUGACUGACCGGGAUGUGCAUAUCAACAUGGGGAUAAAGGGGUAUGAGGACGCGAGGAUGGUGGUCGGAAGGAGGAGGGGAAGUGGUGGCGUUGGCAGCAGGGGAGGGGGAGGGAAGAGGAGGCACAAGCUGCCCAUACGGUCCUGGAUCAGAGCCAAACCGUCCUUCUGCCUGCUGACUGUCCGGGGUGUGCAUGUGAAGAUGGGUGUCAAGGGGUAUGAGGAUGGGAGGCUGGUGGUGGUGCGUGGGAGGGGAGGAGGGAAGAGAAGUCACAAGCUGCCCAUACGAUCGUGUAUCAGGGAGCUGUACAUGACGUGGCGAGAUCCCAUUGGCCGGCAGCACUCGGUGUUCCUGAAAGCGCGGGAUGGCAAGGAGCAGCAGCGGGGGGAGAGGGGCUUUAUAGAGAGGAUGGUGCUUGAUGAGCAGACUCUGAACCCACCCACUCAGGUGGGGCACGCAGUGCAUGGGGAAGGUUCCUUCCACAUGGUGCUUUUAUCGGCCACACCCAUGGGGGAUGGCAGGGACAGGGACACAUACCGCGUGAGCGUGGGGGGAGCAGCAGCCUUGGAACUCUCCUUGCAUGCGGCACACCCGCUGCUGCAGACACCUGACGAGGCUCACACUCACUUCAACGUCUAUAUUAAAUACCUCAAUAACACGGAUGCAGUGCAUGGUGUACUAGGGCAGACUUUCCGAGGGGAAAUUACCCGGUCUAAAAGGGCAGAGGAGUACGGGCUGCUGACUAGGCUUAUGAGAGCGCCGAUUCAGGCUGACGGGGAGACAGGGCAAGGCUUUUUGGAUGGUGACGUGGAGGAUUAUGCCACGUCAGCAAUCGAUGCAGCUGACUGUGCGUUUGCCACGGCAUGGAACGAAGCUCGGAAUAAGGUCUGGGAAAAGGCCGCGGAGGUUGGGGAGGAGCAUGGGGCUUAUGGAGAGGCUGAGAAGGAGGCUCCGGGGGAGGUUGAGGAGGCUCGGGAGGAGACUGGGGAGGUUCAACGAGAAGACAUUGCUAGUUUGCUAAUGGAGGGUAGAGAUCAGGGGUCCAAAGCAUAUAGUGAGGAAGAAGUUUCAGGGAGAAUGGUGGAACGGGAUGGAGAGAAGAGGAAGCAGCAAGAUGAUUUUACUGAGGAGGUGGGGGAAGAGAGAGACGAGAGAGAUUACAGGGAGGGCAUUAGGGAGAAUGGCAGUGGCAAGAUCAGGGAGAAGGAGGCGGGGGGGGCGGGGUAG
This is a messenger RNA of Closterium sp. Naga37s-1, 2046 nucleotides long. The record is from the annotation of a GenBank genome assembly. Lineage: Eukaryota; Viridiplantae; Streptophyta; Zygnematophyceae; Desmidiales; Closteriaceae.